Contarinia nasturtii (swede midge) is the source of this 1139-nucleotide messenger RNA. RefSeq names its product probable phosphomevalonate kinase. The record is from RefSeq and is a predicted model, not a curated record. The transcript has 4 exons. Gene Ontology annotation, cellular component: cytoplasm. Gene Ontology annotation, biological process: cholesterol biosynthetic process; isopentenyl diphosphate biosynthetic process, mevalonate pathway. Bases 218 to 772 code for a protein of 184 amino acids. Gene Ontology annotation, molecular function: phosphomevalonate kinase activity. NCBI's taxonomy places the organism in Eukaryota, Metazoa, Arthropoda, Insecta, Diptera, Cecidomyiidae.
AUUUCAAGACAGCUUUGAAUUGUCAACUAUCAGCCAGUAAUCGACCUAAUUACUCACAUAUUUCAAUCUGAACAUUCCGUUGAUUCUCGAUUUUUUGGCUAAAAGUAAACCAUCUAAAUACACUCCAAGUAAUAAAUUAUAAGCAUUUUAACCUCGAACUUAAAAUUCAUUACAUUUAAAAGAUAUUUUAUUAUUUGAUUCAAGUUAACAGAAAAUAAUGUCAACUAAACCAGAGACGGUUUUAUUGAUAAGUGGAAAGAGAAAAAGUGGCAAAGAUUAUUUGUCAGCUCGAUUACUAUCAAGAUUGGGCGAAGAGAAAGCGGAAAUAGUUCGUAUAUCCGAACCAAUAAAAUCGCAUUGGGCCCAAGAAAAAGGACUAAAUUUGAAUGAGCUGCUCAGUGAUGGUCCGUAUAAAGAAAAAUACCGCAAAGAAAUGAUAGUUUGGAGCGAUAGUGUUCGUCAACGUGAUGCUGGGUUCUUUUGUCGAGUGUCCAUCCAAAAAAGUUCAAAGCCGAUUGUAAUAGUGAGUGAUAUUCGGCGUAAGACUGACAUUGAAUUCUUCCGUGAUAAUAAUUACAACAUCAAAACCGUUCGAAUUAAUGCCAGCAAUGCGUUACGGGAGUCCAGGGGUUGGGUAUUUCGAAGUGGUAUCGAUGAUGUUCAAUCAGAAUGCGAUUUGGAUGACGUCACACAAUGGGACCUAGAAAUUGAAAACGAUGACACACAAGACGUUGAAGUCAUUCUUGACAAAAUAUUGAAUUUAUUACCAUAAAUUAGCGAUGCUUACUCUCUGGAGCACUUCCGAAUCAGGUGGCGGUAUCAUAAAGACUUACCAUUAAAAGCAAAUCAAUUAUCACAGCGUUCAAAUCAAAACAUUGGGAGUUAGUUUUAAAUUGUUUUUUUAUUAUCAAUAUAUUAUAGUUGCAUAUGUUUUUUUGACUUUUAUAAAGAAUUUUAUUUUACAAAUUAUUUUGUGGUAUUUUGCAGAGACAAAAUGUUUGACAUUUAUACUUCACUCACUCGUGGGGAGACUUCUUCCAAUUGUCACACAUUUGGUCUCGUGCAUUUUGUUUUAAAUUAAAAUUGUAUUCAUUUGAAAAUUCAAUUAUUAAAUUACAUAAUUUAUUGAAUGAACUGUU